Molecule: messenger RNA, 804 nt
Organism: Drosophila obscura
Lineage: Eukaryota; Metazoa; Arthropoda; Insecta; Diptera; Drosophilidae
Exons: 2
Coding region: 156-605 (149 amino acids)
Source: RefSeq, a predicted model, not a curated record
UGGAUGGUGGAUAGUCGUCAGUGUGAAAAGGCUAUUAACAGUUCCUGAAGCGUUGAUUUUUGUGGCCCAGUCUAUACGACACUAAAAAUUCGUGGAAGUCCUACAUAGCGUUAUUUGUCUGUUUUGCGUCCAAGGCGGUUCGUUGGUCGUCGAGGAUGUCCGCUCCGCGUGAGCUGCGACAACGCGACAAAUUUCGUCGGAGCAAGUCGCCACUUCGACGAGCUGAGGAGGACGCUAGAGACGGAAGCGGACGCAAUUCGAGAGUUCGCAGUGAGAAGCGGCUGCGAGUUCGCCUUCCUGCCAUUUCGAGCUCCGCACAUGGGCGGACUGUGGGAGGCAGGAGUGAAGUCGGCCAAAAACCUCCUGCUGAGGUCGGCCGGAAUCGGAAUCGGCCGGAAUCGGAGCUGGAGAGCGUGAUGGUGGCGUGGCAUCGUGGCGGUGCUCAACUCGUUACCUCUGGGACCAAUAAGCCCCGACCCAAGCGACGGAGACGCUCUGACUUCCGGGCAACUGCUGACAGGCGGGCCGCUCAUCGCACCCCCAGCACCCUGGACCCCGGACCAGGAGGGUCUACUCCCGGGAGUAUGUGCUGGGCUUGCAAAUAAGAUGCAAGUGGCACCAGGAGCAGCCCAACGUCGAGGAAGGCGACCUCGUCAUCGUCGCAGAGGACAACCUUCCGCUCCAACAGUGGCUCCUCGGAAGGGUCGUCGCAACACACGCCGGGCAGGACGGAAAGGUCAGGGUGGUCGACCUCAGGACGAGCAGCGGAGCGGUCUACAGGAGGCCAAUACAUAAGUUGGCGGU